Messenger RNA from Epinephelus fuscoguttatus (brown-marbled grouper), 7449 nucleotides. It is a transcript of the gene cdc42se1, whose product is annotated as CDC42 small effector 1. The record is from RefSeq and is a predicted model, not a curated record. Gene Ontology annotation, molecular function: small GTPase binding. Lineage: Eukaryota; Metazoa; Chordata; Actinopteri; Perciformes; Serranidae. Bases 420 to 743 code for a protein of 107 amino acids. Gene Ontology annotation, cellular component: plasma membrane. The transcript is spliced from 5 exons. Gene Ontology annotation, biological process: regulation of Rho protein signal transduction.
CUUCAGAGAAAAACUGUGGAUGUAUUUCCUGGUUGGAGCCACACCUCAGAGACAGACAGACAGAGAGACUCAGUCUGCAGAUCUCAGUGUGACGUUCGGCUGCUCCUCUGCCUCUGAGUCUUCUUCUUCGUCUGCUGAUCAAACCUGAAGCUGUUGUCACAUGUCGGAUGUUAAAACUUUUGGAUUCUUCUUGCUUAUCAUUUUUCAUCAGUGGACAUCAGCGGAUUUGUGGGAAUUACCUAAUCCAAAAGAAAUAAUUUAAUACCUUCCUCUUUGGACUCGUGGAUAUUCAGUUUUUAUUUGGUGUUUUCCUCAGUCUGAACCCUCCUGGAGUCCAGACAGUUUUCAGUCUGAAGUGGGGUAUACUUUGGGUCUUUGGGCCCCUGUGUGUCACUGCUGCUGGUGCAGUUUUUGUCUGAAUGCCCCAGGAUUAUCCAGUGGCUGCAGUUCCACCCCAGGUCUGCAGGGCGGCAGCAGAGAGCGGCGGUCAGCCGCUGGAUAAGCGGAGCAUCGGCAUGAGCGACUUCUGGCACAAGAUGGGCUGUUGUGUGGUGGCUAAACCACCACCGAAGAAGAAGAGGAGGAAGAUUGAUCGCAGUAUGAUCGGAGAACCAACAAACUUCAUUCACCUCACACACAUCGGCUCCGGAGAGAUGGCAGAGGGCCUGCAGCCGUCGGGGUCGGUUCAAGAACAAAUGAGGUCUAAAGGCCCGAACAUGAACGGCAGGAACAGCAUGUUAUAGCCGGAGUGUAUUAAACUGACAUAGACCAGCUGACGGACCUUCUCUUUCCUCUGAAUGAGCCUCUCCCACAUCUGACCACCGACCAUGGGCUGCGACCCCCCUUCUACCUGGCUCAGGCAUUCAAAGCACUGUGCUGUCAGCCACCCUGCAUGGGGCGCCAUCGCGAUCCUGACCAGCCAAAUCUCUCCUUUGAGGAUUAUAACUUUAUUUAAAAAAUGUGUAUUAUUGCAGCAAAGUAUUUUCUACAAGCCAAAACUGAGAAUCAGUAGCCACUUUUAAAAAAACAUCCAGUCCAGACGGAGAAUCUUGCUGAGCUUUUCCACGUCUCAGAUCCAAUAAAGCGGCAGCUAUAGGAUUUGGACUACAUCUCCCAGCAUGCCUUAAAACUCCCUUUACGUACACAUCAUGCUUAACUCUGACAAUAAGGAGAUAUUUUUAUUAUUGGAUUUAAAUAUAAACAAUUUGGAUCGGAGUUUAAGAACUAAUGUCCACGUGUUGUACUUGUUUUCACCACUAGAGGGCUGACAUGAAGAUGUUUCCCCUGUCAAUAUUAAAUAAAACCAACCAAUGACAUCACUGGACUCCAUUUCCCAGAAUCCCCUUGACAGAAUGUCUGUAUUUAAGGACGAAAAACUGGUUUCAAAGUGCUUUAAACAAAAUGUCACAAACAGACUACGUUUCCAAGCAUUCAUAGGGAAGUUUUCUCUAAACUUUCCCAUCCAGGAGGUUCCUUUAUUCAAACCGUCAUGCUGGUGGUAGUCCUAGGAUUCCCAGGAUGCUUUACUCUGCUCAGUUGUGCUCUGUAACAGGAGUAUUAAACAUUUUGUUUGUUUGUUUCCAAAGCCCUGCCUCUGUUCAUUGGUCACAUGGCCUCAGUGAUGACAUCAUUGGACUUCAAUUCCCAGGAUGCUUCACUCCACACAGCCUCACUGCUGGUGCUGAAUGAUUUAAGACUCUUAUUCUCAGAGAUGGGAAAGUCCCCCUUGUGUGUGUGUGUGUGUGUGUGUGUGUGAUGUCAUAUGGUCUUUAUACCCCACCAGUUUAAAUAUAAUUGUUGCUUCCCUCUCACAGGGGACAGGAAACACAAUUCAAAACUUCCAUCAGAAAAUGAUAUGUUUUUGUCAAAGUUUCCACUUAUACAAAGAUGUUAUUUGUCUUUCUUUUCAGUUGACUACUUAAACUGCGGAUGAGGCCCUAAACGGGUCUUACGCCAACAAGACAAGUUAAUAGACAAACUUUUAACUUCACGUGGCACGCUUAGACCUUUUUCAGGACUUCUGUUUAAAAACAUUUCAUGCUGCAUCUGGUGGGAUUAUGAGUGUUUAACUGCUUCAUAUAUUUUGACAAUUUGAACAUUUUUAAGCAGACAUUAUUUUGAAUUUUCUGCUGUUUUUUUUUUUUUUUUUUUUUUUAAUGUGAUUUUCUGUUUGAUUUCUCAUAUGUCACCUUUUUUUUAAAUUUUGUCUUCCUUCUGAGUUUUUCCACCUCUGUUUCAGGGAUUCAGUUUGGGUCUCUUGAUGUGUGGACUGAGCUGAAGAUGUCAAAUAUUAGAGAGGUCAUGGGAAAGCUUAAAUAUCCUUUGCUAAGUAAAGAAUUUCUUUGAAGCUGCCACCCUGAAAUUAAUUAUUGUAGAAUUUAAACUGUCAUGCAUUAAAUGCAUGGCAGUUGAAAUUCCCCAAAACGUUUAAUCCCAGUUGUAAGAUGGGGUGAAGCAGAGGCCACCAACCAAAAGUGUAUUUAAACAAACAUAAAACUGCACAUUUUACUUACAGAUUAAACUCCUAUAGACCCUUUUAGGGCUGAUGUCACAAUGUCAUUUUAUUAGCUAAAGGCUAAACCUGCCUCUUCACCACAGGGCUGUAGGCUACAUAGGAGUCUUAAAAUGUGGUCUUGUUGCAUUAUUGAGAGCCAGAAUAGAAGGAGUCAUGGCUCAAAACCAGCCGCCACUGCAUUUACUCCGUCAACAAAAACAAAGACAACUAAAGUUAAAUGUGAUAAGACAAAAGGACUGGAUGGAGGCCAUCAUCACUUCAGGUUAGGGAAAAAGUUGUUGAAGGGAUGAAUAACCUUAUGAGUAUUAAGGGUUAUCAUGUCCACCUCAUCAGAAGUUGGGGAAGUAUUAAGAGGAAUAUUGGAUUACUCACAUUACUUACUAACGCUAACUUUUUAGCCACUAAAAUUUAGCACAUAAACUAACGUUAGCACUCUGCUACUCCCAGAGUGCAGUGCUCUGGAUAACUGAACGGUAUAUUCAGACAGUGCUCCAAAUUUAUGGUCUAGUUUGUGCCAGAGUACACUCCAACACUCACAAUACACAGAAUGAGUAUUUCAGGAUGCAACACACGCAUCAUCGUCCUCCAUUGUCUAAAACAAGUCAACAGAACUUGCUAGCUAGAGCUAGCUAAUGUCUGUGGAGACUUCUUUUGCCUCUAGGUGACACGCCCACCAAAAAACAUCAUUCUGUAUACUAAAAGGGUCUUUUACAUUUUCUGUAAGAUUUAUAUUACUAACUUUUACUACUUUAUCUGUUUCAGUCUAAAAAUAUCUCAAAAUGAACCUUAAUACAAUCAAAAAUAUUCAGUUGUAUAAUGAAAACUUUAUAUAUGUCAUUUAACCCUAAACUUACCAGAAAAAUUAGUGUGAACAUGACCUCAGUAUUCUCAGUGAUUUUCAGGGCUGCGCACCAGACUGGACUCUUAAGCACAGUUUGAUUCGACUGGACAAAACAUAUAUCUCAACAAUUCCAAGGAAGCGUUAACUGAUUGAUUCAUUCAUUCAUUACAAUAACUGUAUAUGUCCCAGAAAUUAUAAAACAGGCAGAAAUGAAAAAUCAAAGAGGUCAAACUCAGAAGUCAGGCCAAAAAAAGAUGAUGACGACAUUUGCGAACACUCACGAACUGUAACUCAACCCUCAGCUGUUGUCUACACUAUCCCGGGAGUGGGUGCCAUGGAAACCGCUGACUCACGGUGUUCCUCCUCGCCGUGGCAACCAGCCACUUCCUCCCCGAGGAAGCCAAAACCUCUAUUUAAGGAAAAUGUGAGCUGCUGCUGCUUGUCUCAGUUUCCUCAGGACAGCGUGGUGUGUUUAUGGGACUCUCUCUGUUAAACUCCACCAUGGUAACAGAUGUGUCAACCACAACAACCAAUUAUCAUACUGGUUUUACAUCAUGUGACUCUCAGUCAUUUUUGAUCAGCUGAUACCAUUUAAGUGAACAACAGAUACAAACAAGGAGCCAGAAAUAAAAAUCACAUGAGACUGCUACAAACAGAGCUACCAGCUUCUUCUGCUGUAUUUAAAACACAGCUCCAGUGAAAUCUGACAGUGUGAACAAGAAGCAAACUUUUGACACGCCAUGAUUGGAUGUGAAGGACAUUUUUAGCCCAGUUGCCAAAAAAAAAAAAAAAGUUGGCAUUGUACUUUUCUGCAAAACCACAAAUACGUUACAUUUGCACAUUUCAUGUGUAUCAUACCAAUGUUUCUAAAGUGACACAGUGCAUGAGCUGACUUCCGAGGUGGUGGGUGGCAAAACGUCUGCCAAGCUGCAGACUACUGUUCAAGACCAACAAACAGCAAAAUCCGUUGUGAUUUAGCGAGUCAUCACUUUGUUUCCCAGCAGCUUUUUAACCACCAAACCAGCAGGGAUAGUGCUACGAAAUUGGUUGAAUUUUACUGAAAGAUCGCUGCGUUUCCUGCAGGGAUUAUGCCCCCAAAAUAGAUGUUUCAAGUCAAAUCAUGAUCUUCUCCUAACCAUAACCAAGUGGUUUUUGUGCCUAUACCUAACUACACAUUAACCACAGAGUUGUUGAAAUGUAAAGGGACAAAAUGUUUCAAUCUUUCUGCUACAUAAUAAUGAACAAAUGCAAUGUAUCCUUGGUUUGUAGAAACAUACAAAGCCAACACUGACAUGGAAAGACACAUGGAAGUACUUCAAGUGUGUGUACAGGCACAUCGGCAUUUCUGAUCAUCUGCAGGUGUGUCCUGAUCCCUCAGCAUGUCAGACACUGAGUUGAUCCGAAACCUGUAUCAGGUGUUUACUUCCGUUUCAUGAGUGUCAGAGAGGCAGGAAAGACAAGAGUUUACUCAGGUCGAAACCAAGUUGAUCAGGAAGACAAGAGAGAACCAUAUAACCGGAUGGAGAUGGACCCGUAUCUAAACUGCUGGACUAAUCAGUGAAAUGCAGAGCAAGUGAGCAGGUGGUCGGGGAUAGUAUAUGACAGGUCAACAUAAAACAGGUAAAAAAUGAAUAAUUAAUACCUAUCUGAAGUUGUGAUUUUAGAAUCUCUAACUUUCUGAAACCUGGAUCUGAUGGUUACAUGGAAAACACAUAACAUGGAUACCCGUAGUGUUCGUGGUAACACCCUCACUGUAAAACCUUCAGCUUCAAUAUGGUUCAAAUCUAAACAAUAGACCCUUUUAGGGCUGACGUCACAAUGUCAUUUGAUUAGCUGGAGGCAAAACCUGCCUCUCCACCACAGGGCUGUAGGCUGCGUAGGAGUCUUAAAAUGUGGUCUUGUGUUAUUGGGAGCCAGAAUAGAAGGAGUCAUGGCUCAAAACCAGCCGCCACUGUCCAUCAGCAAAAACAAAGUAAAAAUUUGGUUAAAUGUGAUAAGAUGAAAGGACUGGACGGAGGCGAUCAUCAAAAAAAGCUUGCAUGUCCAGCGCAGACUUCAUAUCAGGUCAGGGAGAAAGUAUUUCCUGUUGUAGGGAUGAAUAACGUUAUGUAUAUUAAGGGUUAUCAUGUCCACCUCAUCAGAAAUUGGGGAUAUAUAAAGAGGAAUAUUGGGUUUCUCUGUAACGCUAAGUUUUUAGCACAUUAGAUAACAUGAGCAUCAAUAGCAAAACAAACUGGAGGAAACCGUUUAAGUGUCGUCCUCCUUUGUAAGAUUGGCAUAGUAAUCACCCACAAGCUUCCUGUGACAUCAUCCAUCCACUGAGUGAGAGCAUACGAGUCGGCCAGUCUGGUCCCGUUGGUCAGUGUUUACUUAUUCAAGUAACACUUGCGGCCCUGGAGAGUGAGUGACCUGACAUGGUGCGUUGGUAAAUUCAGUCUCUACACUAGUUGGCCCUGUUGGUCGAAAAAAAUGGAGCAUUUUAUUUCUAUAUGAAUUAACAACAGUUAAGUUAAUCACACAUUCACUCUGCUCGGCGCUCUGCUGCUCUGGCUUGCCAGAGUGCUGAGAAAGCACUCUGGCACUCGGAGAGUGCAGUGCUCUGAAAAAGCAAAUGGUACAUUCAGACCGUACUCUGAAUUUAUGAACAGUCCAGUUUGUGCCAGAGUGCGCUCCGACACAUCAUCUUCCUCUAUUGUCUAAAACGGGUCCAUGUCAUUGGUUCGACAGCCCAUUGGUUCGACAUCCCAUUAGUCCGACUGUCCGCAGUGCUGAACGGCUCGCGGCGGGCAUAUGGUGCGCCGCAACCGGCUUGAGGCAGAGCAGGCUCACGGCUUAUGUGUUUGUCACUUUCUUUUUCAUUAACCUACACCAUGAUCUUUUCCUGACCCUAACCAAGUGGUUUUUGUGCCUAAACCUAACCAGACCUUAACCACAGGGCAUCAUGAUGAUUUCGGAACGGACUUCGGAACAAUGAGUUUAAUAUGGUCGGAACAAUGGGAUGUCGGACCAAUGGGCAGUUCCCGUCUAAAACAAGCCAACAGAACUUGCUAGCUAGCACUAGCUAAUGUCUGUGGAGAAUUGUUUUGCCUCCAGCUAAGCCCCGCCCACUAAACAACAUCAUACUGUUUACUAACAGUAAAAGUGUCCAUACAGCAGAACAAUACAACUGCAACACUCUAACGCAGGUCAUGUUCCCGUUACAAGUGAAUCUUAAGCCCAGGAGGUGAACUGGCACCUCUCCAGCUACCAGUCCAUGCUCCAUAUUUGAUGCGGACAGGCGACCCUCCGGUUCCCAACCCAAGUCCCCAAGUUCCUAUGGACUGAGCUACUGCCCCCCAUGACAUGGUCAUGUUUCAUGCUGCCUGAAAACAAAGACAAAAUUCUGUUGUUAUGGAAAUAUGUGGGGAGAACUUAAAGUUAAAUGUUCUCUUAUUCAGCAAAGGCUCUUUCUGACCCAUAUGGCAUCAACUUUUUUUCGACAAAUGCAAAAACCACCUCAAGCUUGCAUGAAAACUUUGGAAGUUUUAUCCAAUCUCACCAUUUCCAUUCAUCUUUUCUAUGCGAUAUUUUAAAACUACGUUUAUGGAAACACAGUUGUUGUCAACUUAAGUUAAGUUUGAGUCUUCAGGUUGAAGUCGGCCGUGUUGUUGUUGACCUCUUGACUCAGUCUGCCUCGUUUCACUUCUGAUUCUUGGAAACUCAGAGCAGCUCUCAGGAAAACAAAGUCUGGCUCCUUUUGUUGAUCACAACCAUGGUUCCUGUCAUCCUCCGCGCACACACACAUGGGAUUUCCCUCACAGUUUACAGUCCACCAACACUGGAGCACACUUUCCCUGAAAUCCCCAACAGAAAUAAGAUUUAGAGACGAUGAGGUGACAAAGAUCUGAAUAUGAAUCGUGUUGAUAAAGUCGAACUUUCUUAUUACCAAAUUAUUUCUAUGCUUUUUGUUGUUCAUCAAAGAUGUUGAUUUAUUGAGCUGUGUUUGUAUCUCUUUUUUUUUUUCGAAUAUAUGUUGCGUAGUUAGUGUUGUAUGAAUGAUCAUGAGCCUCUGUCAAAACCUGCAGGAGUUAAGGAAUAAAAAGUCAAACAAGAA